CGACUUGAGUUCACAACAUGUUCGAGAAGCAGUGAGUCCCCAGCGUUACACAAACCAGCAGCGAUGGCUCUUCUUCGCAGCAUCUCGCGUUCCCUUCCUCUCCUGACGGGGAGGUCUGUCAGCGUCACCUCGUCGGCCAAGUAUCACAAGAAGGUCAUUGACCAUUACGAAAAUCCACGUAAUGUUGGAUCCCUCGACAAGAAUGACUCCACAGUGGGCACAGGUCUUGUAGGAGCCCCUGCCUGUGGAGAUGUAAUGAAACUACAGGUGAAGGUGGAUGAAAAUGGGAAGAUUAUUGACGCCAAAUUCAAGACAUUUGGAUGCGGUUCUGCCAUUGCGUCAUCAUCUUUGGCGACAGAAUGGGUAAAGGGAAAGACUAUGGAUGAAGCUCUUAAAAUAAAAAAUGUUGAUAUUGCAAAGGAGCUAAAACUACCUCCUGUCAAGCUACAUUGUUCUAUGCUUGCUGAGGAUGCCAUAAAAGCAGCUCUAAGCGACUACAAGGUUAAGCAGUCGACUAAAGAGAAAGUUGCCAAAGAAAACGUGCAAUAAAACCAUACUGAAAAAUGCUAGGCGUUUAACAAAUUUAUUGAGAGUGUUAGGCAUUACCUUGCAUUUUCAUGAACUUAGUCCCACUGAUAAAUCUUUUUCCUGAAUAUUUUCCUUACUGACUUAAUUUCAUGCUAUGAUAUUAAUUUUGUAAAAAAUGGUCUUACUCACUAGAUAUUACUCUUUUUUUUUUCUUUUCUAUGUUCCUCCCAACAAGAUACACUUUUCAUGUGCCUCAUUAAAUAGUUGUUUACAUUUGUCUUUGUCCUCUGAACACAAAGCUGGAAAUUUGAUUCUGAAAGUUUAAGAGGGAGAACACUGAUUCUUGCAAGUACUAGAAUUUAUGCUGUGUGUAUUGUUACUGACACUCAACUCCUUGUAGGAAAUAAAGUGGUUCCAUUGAUAUUCAUUUAUUAUUAUUUUCUUAAUAUUUUUUUAGGAUAUGGUAAUAAGGUGAUAAUCAGAUACAUUAUAGAAAUAACAAAAAGUAAGGGACAUUUCUCUCUUGAAUUUGUUGAUAUACUAUUUCAUUACUGGUGUUUGUGUUAGCUUACUUUCAUGAUGGUUGUAGUAACCCAUGAACACUUCUUAAAGGGGAAAAAAUGUAUAUGAAAAUUGCCACAUAUUUUGUAUAUUGAAAUAUGGCCUCUUAACCUACCUAAUUAUAAUAAGCUUAAAAGAUUUUUUUUUAUCAGAUAUCUUUUAUUAAAGAAAUCUGAAAGGUUCAUACUAUGAACAUUACAGUGUAUAUAAUGUAGCAGAAAUAAAAUAUAUGGAAGGA
This is a messenger RNA of Penaeus vannamei (Pacific white shrimp), 1327 nucleotides long. It is a transcript of the gene IscU, whose product is annotated as Iron-sulfur cluster assembly enzyme. The record is from RefSeq and is a predicted model, not a curated record. Gene Ontology annotation, molecular function: 2 iron, 2 sulfur cluster binding; ferrous iron binding. Gene Ontology annotation, cellular component: mitochondrial matrix; cytoplasm. Gene Ontology annotation, biological process: intracellular iron ion homeostasis; iron-sulfur cluster assembly. Lineage: Eukaryota; Metazoa; Arthropoda; Malacostraca; Decapoda; Penaeidae.